Messenger RNA from Papilio machaon (common yellow swallowtail), 1843 nucleotides. Its product is annotated as putative fatty acyl-CoA reductase CG5065. The coding region runs from base 233 to 1720 and encodes 495 amino acids. Gene Ontology annotation, biological process: long-chain fatty-acyl-CoA metabolic process. Lineage: Eukaryota; Metazoa; Arthropoda; Insecta; Lepidoptera; Papilionidae. The transcript is spliced from 13 exons. The record is from RefSeq and is a predicted model, not a curated record. Gene Ontology annotation, cellular component: peroxisome. Gene Ontology annotation, molecular function: alcohol-forming very long-chain fatty acyl-CoA reductase (NADP+) activity.
UAGGCCCAUAAGACGGUGAUUCGCAGUCGAAGAUUGAGUCGUUCUCUCGGACUCGUAUAGUUCCAAGAUCAUGCGCCAUUCUCUGUCGGGAUGUCGUAGUCAACGGUUGGAGUAACAGAUUCUUUUGUGAUUUUUGUUGAACUUUUGGUGCUGUGUUUAUAAAAAAAUAGUUGUACUUGUGUGUGAUUAAAUUUUUCGCUUCAUAUUUUCAAAACAAAAAAAAAACGUCAUCAUGACGCCAUCUGUUGGCGUGUCUGAAUUUUUCGCGGGCAAGAAGAUAUUUAUCACAGGAGCAACUGGAUUUAUGGGAAAAGUUCUGAUAGAGAAACUCUUACGAUGUUGUCCAGAUAUAGACAAGAUAUAUUUGUUGAUGCGAGCCAAAAAAGGACAGGGAACUAAAGAGCGUCUUGAGAAUUUUAUUAAUUGCCGUAUAUUCGACAAAUUGCAAGACACGUCGCCGAAAGUGUUUGACAAAUUGCAAGUGGUGCCGGGCGAUAUUCUGCAGGAUGAACUAGGCAUAUCUAUACCGGACUGGGAGGAGCUGCAGAGAGAGUGUCAGAUAGUGUUCCAUUGCGCCGCUUGUGUCAGAUUUGACAUGUUCAUUCGUGAUGCCGUCGCAAUGAACACAGAAGGGACGAUGAAAGUGCUGAAAUUAGCCGCCGGCAUGAAGAAGCUUGAGGUGUUCCUGCAUGUGUCGACGUCGUAUUGCCGCUGCGAGCUACCCGUGCUGGAAGAACGCCUGUACCCCGCCCCCCACCGCCCGCAGGAUGUUAUGCACUGCGUUCGGUGGAUGGAUGAUGAUCUACUCAAACACCUUACUCCUAAAUUAAUCGAGCCUCAACCAAACACUUACGCGUACACAAAGUCUUUGACCGAAGACUUGGUUUCCCAACACGUAGGAAAGUUUCCUAUUGCAAUUGCUCGGCCUUCUAUUGUAUCUGCAGCACACAAGGAACCAUUGCCGGGAUGGGUAGACAACAUGAAUGGACCUACAGGUCUACUGGUCGGCGCAGGAAAAGGUGUAAUUCGCACAAUGCACCUCAACGAUUCGUACCUCGCCGACAUCGUCCCAGUGGACAUAGCUGUCAAUGGAUGUAUAUUACUAGCUUACAUAACUGCUAUUGAAAAACCAAAGGAAAUCAGAGUAUGCAAUAUUACACAGUCAGGAAUUAAUCCUCUCACUUGGGGCCGCGCACUCGACAUGGGUCGAGUCCACGUGCAGGAGUUUCCAUUCUCGGUGUGCCUCUGGUACCCGGGCGGCUCGCCGAAGAGUUCUCGCAUCCAGCAUCUCAUAGCGCUAUUCUUCACGCACUUCCUACCUGCAUACUUCGUGGACCUGCUUCUGUUCCUUAUGGGAAAAAAGACUUUUAUGGUGAAAAUACAGAAGCGUGUCAACUACGGUCUGGAAGUGCUGCAGUAUUACACGACAAAAGAGUGGUACUUCACAAACGAUUACUUCGUUUCGUUACGAGAGAAGAUAUCCAAACAAGAUAAUGAUACCUUCUACACAGAUAUGAAUGUAUUGAACUGGAGUAAAUACAUAAGAAAUUACAUAAAAGGCGCUCGAGAGUAUUGUUGCAAAGAAGACCCAGCUACUUUACCACAAGCGAGAAGAUUACAUAAACAGCUUUACUACUUGGACAGAGCGGUGCAGUUCAUCAUUUAUUCACUCCUCGCUUACUCUAUAUAUUAUUAUUUUAUACGAAAAAUUUUUAGUUAGAUUUUUUUAUAUAUUAAAUUAAUGUACUUAUUAAUUUUCUUCAGCCAUUUUAUUGGGCAGGUAUCGCAACGGCCGGCCAAUUUAUUAUUUCAACCAAUGACAUUUCAAUAUAACUAAAAAAAA